CAUCCGGGGUACCGAGAAAAUGGCUGCGCCCUUGUAGAGCAAUGGGUUUAAGGAAAUGCAUUUUAAAGGCCGGUAGAUACAGGACUGUCCUUCUAACAUGAGCCUACUGAGUGACAUCGAGGGGUUUUCCAAGUCAAAGUUGAAACCAGUGCCGACAAAAGUGACCACUGUAGAUGGACGACUCCUUCAAGAAGACAAGGACAGCCAUGGGAGAACAGUGGUCACAGUACUAGACAAAGGGAAACUAGGUUUUGUUGGAGACACAAAGAGAGACUUGCAGGUUGCAGAAAUCCUCCCAGGUGUUGUGAUGGGCUCCCAGGAUGUGGCCCAAGACCUGGAACUGCUGCUCCAACACAAAGUGACCCACAUUUUGAACCUGGCCUACAUGGUGGAAAACCAGUUCCCCGAUCAAUUCCAGUAUCUACGUCUCAAUAUUCUUGAUCUCCCAGAGACUGAUAUCACAGAUUUCUUUGAUGAGGCAUUUUCUUUUAUAGACCGAGGGCGUCAAGAGGGCUGUGUUCUUGUUCAUUGCAAUGCUGGAGUUUCACGCUCAGCAGCCAUGGUUAUAGGAUAUCUUAUCAAAACAGAAGGGUUGACUUUCGAAGAAGCUUUUGAUCAUGUUCGUGAACAGCGUGCCUCAAUCCGUCCCAAUGAUGGAUUCACAAUACAACUGAAGCAUUAUGAGCUCUCCCUUGCAAAGAAUUUGGAGAAAUAGAUACUUUGUGAUGAUGUUGUUACAUAUGCUGUUCAGAUAGGAUUGAUGCUAUAUACAGAUAUUUCUUUGCCAAAGUAGCUAAACUUCAAUUUCAUACGUACAAAAAAAAAAAAAAAAACAAUCAUGAAAACUUUUUACUGGAUGAUUCUUUCCUAAUUGGCAUACUGUAAUUGAAAUAUUUGAAACAAAAAGCAUAUAAGUGCCACUUAUAUCAAGAUGAGCUAUACUAGUAAACGGCCUUAUGGACUAUCAACCUCUGACUACCAAACUUCAUAAGAGUUUUGAGUCCCUUUUUGGCAGCAAAGCGAAAAAUGCACUAUCUGUUUAGCAACCCUAGUGGAAACAAGAAUAAUUACAUACAAACUGAUGUUAGUUAGAGAAGUUGUGGCUAGAUGGCAAUACUGCUGUGUUCCUUGUGGCAGUGAGUGGUAUAACUUCAGUUUCUGCCAAAAACAGCCUGCUUGCUAGCGGCUCUUUGUCUACGUGAUUGAAAGUUUAAACUUCUGUGUAGGAAAAAAGGGGGUAAAUAAUCAAGUACAUGUGAAAUUCAGGGUCAUUUUUUAUCUCUAUCAUGCCUUUCAGUUGAAAAUCUGCAUUCAAUUUGGAAUAUGUUUUUUGGUGUUUUUGUUAAAAGCUUCUUGCUAAAUGCACAUUUGCCAAGUUUAUGCAUUGACAUGUACCUUAUACUUCUUUCAUAUUGAUUCAUGUUUAUUUUUGUUGUUAUUGUACUGUUUAACAAUGUGUAUACAAACGGAUAUUUAUGUCCCAUAUUAUUAGUUAUACAAACUAGACUUUAUACAGCCCUUAAUGAACAAUCAAGUUGCUAUGAGCUCUGGUACAUCCCAUAUGAGGAACUUCUUGUAAUUUUUGGAUAUGAGAAUACAGAGGAAAACAAGGAGGGGAAUCAAAUAAGAUACACAGCCAUGUUUAGUGCAAUUUUCAGUUCUUUUGAAAGUGAGAGCCGGUUCAGCAAAUUUAUCUCUUAUUUAUGAUCUGAUUGUGAAAAAGACAUGAAAACAUUUACAAGCAAGUUAAUAUUUCUUUACUGUGCUUUCAAUGUUUACAAGUCAGUUUGUUUUUUUUACUGCGCUUUCUACAUUAUUAUUAUUAUUAUUGACAUCAAGAAUAAUGUUAAUACAUCUGCAGAUUAUAGGUAAAAGUUUUUAUAUGAAUGUCAUUUAUGAAAGGGUACUCUUUUAAUAGUUGUUAUUUAUUCAUAUGCCCACCACCAAUGCUAUUGCUGUUUUUUUUUUCUGAAAGGUUACACAUCCCCCUCACGUGCUCUGAAUUUUAUCUGCAUUGCACUCUUUAUUAUUUAAACUGUUAUAAUUCAGUUGCAAUAUAAACACAAUUGUAUUUUCUUUAUCAUGUUUUUUGUUGGUUCCUUUAAUCUAAUUUUUUAAAAGUGCCGUAAGAUUUCCGAUUGGAAACUUAUUCACUGAGCUGCAAAACCUGGGAAAUAUCAAAACUGUGCUGGCUUUUGCACAAGUACUGUGCCUUUUGAAGUGCAUAUUUCUUGCUUUUGUUUGCUUUUAAUUAGA
This is a messenger RNA of Lingula anatina, 2256 nucleotides long. RefSeq names its product dual specificity protein phosphatase 19-like. Gene Ontology annotation, molecular function: JUN kinase phosphatase activity. Gene Ontology annotation, cellular component: cytoplasm. Gene Ontology annotation, biological process: protein dephosphorylation; regulation of MAP kinase activity. Lineage: Eukaryota; Metazoa; Brachiopoda; Lingulata; Lingulida; Lingulidae. The record is from RefSeq and is a predicted model, not a curated record.